Messenger RNA from Ictalurus furcatus (blue catfish), 3772 nucleotides. RefSeq names its product renin binding protein (gene renbp). The transcript has 11 exons. The coding region runs from base 178 to 1386 and encodes 402 amino acids. Gene Ontology annotation, biological process: N-acetylglucosamine metabolic process; N-acetylmannosamine metabolic process; carbohydrate metabolic process. Lineage: Eukaryota; Metazoa; Chordata; Actinopteri; Siluriformes; Ictaluridae. Gene Ontology annotation, molecular function: peptidase inhibitor activity; N-acylglucosamine 2-epimerase activity. The record is from RefSeq and is a predicted model, not a curated record.
GACACGUGAGCAGGUGGUGUCUUGGUCAUAUGAUGUGUGCUGUGCAGUUUGCUGGUUGAGCUGUUUGUUUAACAGUGCAGAAUUGAAGAAAAGGCUGACUUUUUUUUAAAGAGAGAGAGAGAGAGAAAGAAAGAACGAACUAAGCGCUUAGUGCGUUUUUACUGAGCAGGCACAAAGAUGGCGGCGUUGUUGAAGCAGUAUCGUGACAGAAUACGCACUGAGCUGGACAGAGUUGUGGAUUUCUGGCUGAAAAACUCUCACGACGAGCAAUAUGGUGGGUUUUUUACCUGCAUUGGAAAAGAUGGGAAGAUCUAUGAUGAGCUCAAGUAUGUGUGGUUACAGGGCAGACAAGUGUGGAUGUACUGCAGGUUGUAUCGCACUGUUCCGAGGUUUCACAAGCCGGACAUUCUUCAAGCUGCAAAAUCAGGUGGUGCGUUUCUCCAGAGAUUUGCUAAAGAGCAUGCCUCAGACGGUCCAGGAAAGUGCGCGUUCUGUCUGACGAGGGACGGUCGAGCAGUAAAAGUUCAGAGGACCAUCUUCAGCGAGUGUUUCUACGUCAUGGCCAUGGAUGAACUUUCCAGGGUUACAGGAGACAAAGAGAUGCAGUCCGAAGCAGAGAACAUGAUGGAUCAGUUGGUCCACUGGGUCCGGGUUGACUCGUCAGGUCUGGGUCGUCCUCAGCUUCCUGGUGAUAUUCCUGUUAACAGCAUGGCGGUUCCCAUGAUGCUCCUGUGCCUGGUGGAUCAGCUGACCGAGGGUAGGGCGGAGCUUGCAGAGAAAUACAGAGAGCUGGGUGAUUGGUGUGUCUCUCAGAUACUGCAGCAUGUACAGAGAGAUGGAAAGGUCAUUCUUGAAAAUGUGUCACUGGAGGGAAAGGAGCUGCCUGGCUGUCAGGGACGUUUGCAGAACCCAGGUCAUGCCCUGGAGGCUGGCUGGUUCCUGCUGCAGUACGCCAAGGCACGAGGUGCUGCAGAGCUGCAGAAUGUGGCUGUGCAGAAGUUCAUGGAGGUUCCCUUCCUCACCGGCUGGGACAAAGAACAUGGAGGACUCUUCUACUUCCUAGACGCUGAUGGUCACUGUCCCACCCAGCUGGAGUGGAACAUGAAGCUGUGGUGGCCUCACUGUGAAGCUCUCAUCUCUUAUCUAAUGGCCUACGAUCACUUCAGAGAUCCUGCAAUGCUGGAGAGAUUCACGCAAGUCUACGAUUACACUUUCACACACUUUCCUGACGAAGAGCACGGUGAGUGGUUCGGAUAUCUGAGUCAACAGGGGAAAGUGGUGCUGGAUUUUAAAGGGGGACCUUUCAAAGGGUUCUUCCAUGUCCCUCGAUGCCUCUACAUGUGUGAGAAGAUGCUGGAUCAUCUGAUCACAACACUUGAGUCCUAAACGUAACCACAAACUGAUGGAUGACAUUUUAUGCACUUUUUUCCCCCCAACCACUGUAAUGUUUCUGCUACAGCAUAUAUACUGUACAUGCUUACACUCCAAAUCAGUACCAAGUCUAUAUAAUGUAAGUGUCACAGAGGAGUUGUUGUUUUUUUUUUAAAUAGAAAUCGUAAAGGGAGCAGGUUUUUUUUUUUUUUUUUUUAAUAGGAAUCGUAAAGGGAGCAGUUUUUUUUUUAACGCUUCUCUGGACAGUUAAUCGCUGUAUACUGAAUUCAUGCACACACUAAAGCCAGUUUAUGAGUUAGCAGCAGAGGAACAGAAGGCUUAGGUUUCAUGAAAAAAGCUUGUGUCCUGGAAACCAACUCAUUGUAUGUAGCAUGUUCAAUCAAAACUACAUUUCUUAAAUGCCACUGACCUCAAGUGGAAGCAGAAGAACAGAUGCAUUCCCUGAUAUUGUAAUGUUAAGAGCAUUACAUAUUUUCUUUAUAGUACUCAGUAAGGCAAUGCAAACGGGUCAUAAGCAACUCAGGGCUACGCAUGACAUUGUUUAAUAUCUGAUUUUCUCAGUUGUUCUUCAUCAGUGUCCAAAAAAAAAAAAAGCUUCAAAUUAAAUGGUCUAACUUUCAGCAGUUCAGUGAGCUACUACAAGCCUUUAUCACAAUUUAUUGCCUUCAGUGAUGAGUUUCCUUUUAAUGCUCCAUCACUGAUGAUUAGAUUACAGUUACAAAUAAGCGAUGUUUUAAGUAAGUUUGCUAAUCAAUCCAGAGAGACUAAAAAAAUGGAACUGUCUCUGAAGAUAUUUGGAAAUUGUUCCGUGUGUGAGUUGAUGUCUUUAGCCCUGGAGCUAGAUUCUGGUCUGAUGAGCUGCUUUCAGGUAAAUAAUUUACAUAAAUGCAUUUGAUUAAAAAAAAAAAAAAAAAAACCCAAAAAACAUUUCUGCUACAGAAUCCAUGCUGGUUUACUGAAUCAUGGCCAGUUUAUUCAUACAUUUUUCAGCUCUAGUAAUAUAUCCUGUGUCCUGUUCAAACUCCUAUCGUCACUUUGUACACGUGCCUUUACAUGCUGUUUAUUGCACAUAUUAUCAACUGAUUUUUAUUUACUACAUUUCAGUGAGGAAUGUUAAGUACUCCAUUUCUGGCAUAUCUGGUCACUCCAGAGAGUAAUACUGACAAAAAUCUAUAUGUCUGAUCCCUAAUUAUACAUUUAACCCAUUAUCCAUGUGCUUAAACAUUCAAGUCUUUUACUCUACUAAUUAUAUGAUUUGUUUAAAUGUAUUUACUCAUCAUAUUUUUUUUCCUCAUAAGAUGUCAUUCGUAUUAGUGAAUUACUGAGACUGCUUGUCGGCUUCACAUUUCACCACUGUUCAUGUGUUGUGUAGUUCAGCAAAUGCCCCUCUGAGAAAAUUGUGAAAGUAUACUUGAAUGUCUCUCAAUCGAAACACUGAUUUCAACAUUUAUGUCAAUUUGUGUUAGGAAAAUAUAAUUCAUAUUCAAGAAUUAAAGAAAGCAUUUCAUUACAGACAGUGGUUGUGAUUGUUGAGGUCAGGGUUUGUUCCUCACUGGCGGAAGUGAACUGGGUUUGGCACAGGUAAUAUUUAAAAGGUCUAAUUUCCCAUCAUUUUUAUGCUGGCAAAACCAUUCGUGAUAAAGGCCCUUUGGGGCAUGCUGUUCACAACAGUCAAUGAGCAGGUGGGUGUGAUGCAGCCUGACACACUUACUGUUCCACCGUGAAGUUGAUCAUUUUCCUAGAACAGCAUGUCCCAGUCUUUUAUUCCUUUUCUACCACGGCAAUUUGUCAGUGAUUGCUUUUUUUUUUUAAUUAGUUAUUGAACGUUAUGUCCUACUUUUUAACAGGACAGGUUUCACUCAGAACAGGCCUCGCCAUGAUCGACCAAAGAAAUUGAGUGCACGUGCUCAGCAUCAUAUCCAGAGGUUGUGUUUGGGAAAUAGAUGUAUGAGUGGUGCCAGCAUUGCUGCAGAGGUUGAAGGGGUGGGGGGUCAGCCUGUCAGUGCUCAGACCAUACGCCGCACACUGCAAAAAAAUUGGUCUGCAUGGCUGUCGUCCCAGAAGGAAGCCUCUUCUAAACAUGAUGCACAAGAAAGCCCGCAAACAGUUUGCUGAAGACAAGCAGACUAAGGACAUGGAUUACUAGAACCAUGUCCUGUGGUCUGACGAGACCAAGAUUAAUUUAUUUGAUUCAGAUGGUGUCAAGCGUGUGUGGCAUCAAGCAUGGUGGUGGGAGAGUCAUGGUCUGUGGCUGCAUGAGUGCUGCGGGCACUGGGGAGCUACACUUCAUUGAGGGAACCAUGAAUGCAAACAUGUACUGUGACAUACUGAAGCAGAGCAUGAUCAGUAUGCAGUAUUCCAGCAUGAUAACGACCCCAAA